AAUGCAACCAAGUUCUUUUAAAACCUUCUUCGUCAUCCUUCCCCAAAUUCCCAGAGAAACCCUAAAAAGAUUGAAACUGUGAAUACAUCGGCAAUCUUGUGAUCUCAAUCGAAAUUACUGCUACCUUCAUCUCCAUAUCAUAGGUAGCUCUUCAAUCUCUCGUGAUUUAUCUGCAAUUUUGGUGGAAUCUUCCUCGUCUCGUAUAUUUCCCGGCUAUCUUUUGGAUCAACAAGACACAAACUUAUGUAUCCCUGAAUAUGGUAGACCAAAUGUGAACAUGUAUUGUGGUUGAAAUUUGAAUUAUUCAACAUCUUCCAUUCACCACUGCAAAUAUGGAUAUUAAUACCGUUUCUGAGAGUAUCAAAUCAGAACCUCAAGAAACAAUGGAAUUCGAUUCAAACGAAGCAGCAUACGAAUUCUACAAAGAAUACGCGAAAUCUGUUGGAUUUGGAACUGCUAAACUGAGUAGUCGUCGUUCAAGAGCAUCAAAAGAGUUCAUUGAUGCUAAAUUCUCAUGCAUAAGAUAUGGAAACAAACAACAAUCUGAUGAUGCAAUCAAUCCAAGACCUUCACCUAAAAUAGGUUGUAAAGCAAGUAUGCAUGUCAAAAGAAGACAAAAUGGAAAAUGGUACAUUCAUAGUUUCAUAAAAGACCAUAACCAUGAGCUUUUACCUUCUCAAUCACAUUUCUUCCGAAGCCAUAGAAACUCUGAUCCUCUCAAGAACGACACCAAGGUACGUAGAAAGACGAUAUUAUCCUCCAUGUCAAAACAAUAUAACAUAUAUCAAUCAACUGGUUUGGAGAGUUAUCUUAGAAAUCAAGAUGACAGGGGUAGGAGUUUGACAUUAGAAGAAGGUGAUGCUCAAAUACUUCUUGAAUCAUUUGUCACAAUGCAAGAAGAGAAUCCAAAAUUCUUUUAUGCUGUUGAUUUAAACGAAGAACAUCAACUUAGAAACAUAUUUUGGGUUGAUGCAAAAGGCAUGGAUGAUUACACAAACUUUAGUGAUGUGGUUUCUUUUGACACGACUUAUUUUUACAACAAAUAUAAAAUCCCAUUGGUUCUUUUUAUCGGUGUCAACCAACAUUGUCAACCUACAUUACUUGGAUGUGGAUUGAUUGCAGAUGAAACAUUAUUCACAUUCAUUUGGUUAUUUCAAACAUGGUAUUUAGCAAUGGGAAGUAAGUGUCCAAAUGUAAUAGUCACUGAUCAAAGCAAUUCUCUAGAAGCAGCCAUUGUAGCAGUGUUUCCAGACACCCGACAUUGUUACAAUCUAUGGAAUGUUCUAGAAAAAGUUUCAAGGCAACUUGAUUAUUUAAACCCAUGGCAUGACACUUUCAUGGCAAAAUUUAGUAAAUGCAUACAAAAAUCAUGGACUGAAGAAAAGUUUGAUAAAAGAUGGGGUAAAUUAGUUAACAAAUUCAAUCUUAAUGAUGACACAUGGUUUCAAUCUUUAUACCAAGAUCGCAAACUGUGGGCCCCAACUUUUAUAAAAAACAUUUCUUUUGCUGGGUUGUCUACAUUUUCUCGAUCCGAGAGCCCGAAUUCCUUUUUUGACAAAUACAUUCAUCCAGAAACUUCUUUGAAAGAGUUUCUAGAACAAUACAAAGUGAUAAUGGAAGAUAUACACGAAGACCAAGCGAAAGCAGAUUUUGACACGUGGCAUGAUACACCCGAGUUGAAAUCCCCAUCACCCUUUGAAAAACAGUUAUCAUUCGUUUACACUCAUGAGAUCUUCAAGAAGUUUCAAGAUGAAGUGUUGGGAGCAGCUGCGUGUCAUUUAAAGAUAGAAAAAGAAGAAGGGAAUUGUGUGACUUAUGUAGUCAAAGACUUUGAAACAAGUCAAGAUUACAUGGUGGAAUGGAAUGAGACACAAUUGGAUAUUAAUUGUUCUUGUAGGACAUUUGAAUUCAAAGGGUUUUUAUGUAGACAUGCAGUUGUUGUACUUCAAAUGUCUGGUGUUUUUAGUAUUCCGUUUAAAUACGUAUUACAAAGAUGGACAAAUGCAGCUCAAAGUAAGUACCCGAUUUCUGAAAAACUUGAAAAUGUGCAAACGAAAACACGAAGACUCAAUGAUUUAUGUAGGAGGGCUAUAAUUUUGGGGGAAGAGGGGUCGAUUUCACAAGAGAGUUAUAAGAUUGCAUUGGGUGCGAUAAAAGAUGCUUUGGUGCAAUGUUCGAAUGUGAAUAAUAAUUAUAAUAAUAAUAAUAAUAAUUGUGUUGUGAAUGAAGUAAGUGUAAGACCUUCAACAUCAAAGUCUGUUGGGGUUUAUGAGGAAGAAGAGCAAGUGCCUAAUUUGAAUGUGGAGAAGUUGAAAAAGGGUGUUAAGAGAACAGAAAAUGGGAAAGAGAAGGUAGCUACACAACCAGAAGUUGUAAAUAUUGGAAUCGAUGCGAGUUUUCACCACAUGGAAAUUCCUAACACAAGGCUGUUACAAUUACACAACAUGAUGCCACCACAUUUACAAGGUGUAGUAGUAGUACCCACAAUGUUUCACAAUGUGGCAUCUUCACAGUUUCAUAAUGUAGCUUCAGCACAAUUACAAAACACUCGUCUUCCACAUUAGUUCAAGUUCUAUCCUCUUUUGUUGAUAAUAUUUUAUUGUAAUCUAGCAAACAUUAAUUCACACUGCUAAUUUUGUGAAAAUAUCAGGAAC
This is a messenger RNA of Lactuca virosa, 2654 nucleotides long. NCBI's taxonomy places the organism in Eukaryota, Viridiplantae, Streptophyta, Magnoliopsida, Asterales, Asteraceae. The record is from the annotation of a GenBank genome assembly.